GGUUCAUAACGAAACGAGUAAAAUACGUUGCAUCAUAAAAAUUGUUAAAAAAUGGUUCCAACAAAAAGUAACCUUUGGAUUUUUUUUUCAAAAAAAGGUGUGAAUUUAGUUGUGUGCAAAACGUGUUUGAAAGAGAUUAAAACAUCUGGCAAUACCACAAACAUGGCUAAACAUCUAAAAUUACACAAGCAUCUCAAAAAAGAUGGUGACAGCAAUAUCAAUAGAACCCCAAAAGCUAGUUCGUCAAAAACUACAAGUAGUGAUCCAGAAAAAGAAGCUACUGAUACUCCUACUGCUCCCAGCAAUGAGUUAAAAAUUCAGUCAAGCAGCUCCAACCAAAGAUUAGAUUCAGAAGCUAUUGAAAUAUCUUCAAGCGAAGCUUCCUUUUUUGUGGCCCAAUACACAGGGCAUUUAAAACCAUUCAAUCUUAUAAAGAGGGUGGAAGCCAAAAUGCCAAAAUGUUAA
Molecule: messenger RNA, 465 nt
Organism: Acanthoscelides obtectus
Lineage: Eukaryota; Metazoa; Arthropoda; Insecta; Coleoptera; Chrysomelidae
Source: the annotation of a GenBank genome assembly